Molecule: messenger RNA, 251 nt
Organism: Funneliformis geosporum
Lineage: Eukaryota; Fungi; Glomeromycota; Glomeromycetes; Glomerales; Glomeraceae
Source: the annotation of a GenBank genome assembly
AGGAACAAAGAACGCAAGCGCGAAUUAAUAAUUCAACAAUCCGUGAUGACCUUGCUCAUAUCGAACCAUUAUUAUCAAACGCAGGAAUCGUUCCAAAUAACUUUCCGUCGGACAUGCAAGAUAUAAAGAACGCUAAUGCUACCGUAAUUAAUGGAUUACUCACAGCUUAUAACCAGCCAAUAGCUGGAAAUUUAGAUACUCGCAAGAAACGUCUAACGGAAUACCUGGGAAUAAGAAUUCUUUCUCUUUAA